AUGGCUUCUGAGGAUAAACGCCCACGCUACAAAAUCAACAUCGGAAAUGUGAAUAUCAGCAAUCACUACUUUGGAGGUCGCUUGCGCUGGUCUGAUCCUCCUCCUGAUGAACUCAAAACCAUGGAAGAAGUACAGGCGCGAAUCGAUGAGCUCUAUGAGUCUGGAGUCCCGUUCUUUUCUAAGGAGGGCAUUCGUUUUGUCUAUGAGCAGUGUAAGCGCAAACCUCCUCGCGGUGAAAUGAUCUACGUCAAGGACAUCACUGGGGCGUUGGUUGAGUUUGAGUGCCAGACGGGGGAUGUCAAGGGGGAAAUUGAGAGGGAUGGUGUCGAAUUGGAGUACAUUCUCCUCGACCCGGUGAUUUCAUACGACUGCCGCGCUCAUCUGAAACACCAUCUCUGGUGGGCAGGUAUCAGAAAAGAACGACCUCCAUUCUGCAGUCUGACAAUCCAACAUCCUUCACUGAAAUUCAACACCAAGACCAAAGAACCCGUCAAUCCAUGGCCGACUCAACCCCGUGAAAAAGUGGCCGAGACAUUCCAGACCCAUUCCAAGGGUUGGCGAGAGACCGAGGUCGCCAAGAAGCUUGUUCCGUUCCUGAAUACGUACGCGGCGACUCAUUCCAUCACCAAGAUUGUGGGUCUUGCUUUGGGGGCUAUUUCGUAUCAUUACGAUACUCGUCCGCGCUGCUAUAUCCAACAUGCUUUGCUACUGAUCCUGCGGGACUGGCUGGUUGAGCGUGAGAAGACGCAGGAUGUCGUGUGCUACGCUCAAGAUCCUGGUUAUCGGUCUGUUGAUAGGGAGGUAUUGAAUGAGCAUGGAAUUGAGGUGAUUGAUGAUCCUCGGGCGUGGCUGGAAAUUGACGACGAGUCUGUCGUGUACUCGGUUAGUCCGAAUGUGCCGGUGAAGGAGAUUGUGGCCGAUAUUGCUCGGCCCGCGAUUGUUAUUUGGGAGCGGGUUGGAUUUAUGGAUGGGGAUCAGGAGGGGAAGAUGUCUUGCACUGAUCCUUGCUCGCCUCGGGUGCGGGCGAUGAUGGAGCAGUAUGAGUUGUUUGACUUUGGGGCGGAGGAUGAUGACAAUUUCUCGCGGACGGUGUUUAUAUCUAGUAUGUCUAUCCUUGAGAGCCAGUCACUGGAGAUUGGUGGCCUGGUUGCCUGGUAG
Molecule: messenger RNA, 1158 nt
Organism: Penicillium subrubescens
Lineage: Eukaryota; Fungi; Ascomycota; Eurotiomycetes; Eurotiales; Aspergillaceae
Product: SRR1 family protein
Exons: 4
Coding region: 1-1158 (385 amino acids)
Source: RefSeq, a predicted model, not a curated record